Molecule: messenger RNA, 3115 nt
Organism: Linum tenue
Lineage: Eukaryota; Viridiplantae; Streptophyta; Magnoliopsida; Malpighiales; Linaceae
Source: the annotation of a GenBank genome assembly
CAGCUUUUUGUGCUCUUAAGUCCUAACGUUUUAUCAGAAAGGGAUCGAACUAACUGAAAACUAAUUAUCGCUUUCUUUCACGACUGCAGCUUAAUCCAAAUCUCCGCUUUCACCUUCAUGCAAUUCUCCGUCGUGAGUCCUCUGAAAUGGAGCCUUUUCUGUUCGAAGGAAAGCUUCCCGAGCUCUUCUCCUGUCAUCGUCUCCGUCUCUCACCAAUCCAUCCCCUCAUACUCCUACAGAAAAUAUGGUGGUUGCAUGAGAUGGCGUUUCGGUAACUACCCUGCGCGGCGGUGGCGCCGCUCUCUUCGGCUGAGAGCGAGUUCGUCGGACAAAGAUGGGGCAUUGAAUUACAGAGAACGCGUGGUCACUACUGGUUACGACGACGGUGGCAGUGGUGUUAAUUCCCCGCCGGUGGACGUUAUUGGCAUUGGGAGUAGAAAGGACGCUGUUCUUCGCUUCUGCUUGGAAUCGCCCUUCCAACUCUCGCAAUCUGUCCGCUGCUGGAGCAUUCAAGCAAAGGAUUCCUCAAAUACUCAAUUAGAAGAAAGGCUACUAGAGAGGGAUCCUAAUCCAAGGUGCCUGGAAGCUUCUCAGUUUUUGCAAACUUGUUCGCAGGCUAUAAUCCUUGUUUGUGGCAAGUGCAGGAUAUGGCUUGGAUCAGGAUGCAGCUGUUAAUAUUCUUAAAACAGUCAGAUCCAGAAAUGGAUUAGCUGUUGCCAUUGUUGUAAACCCUUUCAGCUUUGAAGGGAAAAGGCGACAGGAUGAGGUGAAAACUUUGAUUAAAGAGCUUCAAGAGCAUACAGACUUUUAUAUAGAUGUAGGCACUGACACGCUGCUCAAAAAGGAUUUGGUGACUCUAGAUGAGGCUUUAAGGACUGCAAAUAGUGCCGUUUCAUUGGCCAUAAAGGCCAUCUCUUUGCUUGUGUCUCCUCAGGAGACACUUAAAAAACUAAUUGAUGGGCCACAUGAUAAUGUGAAAGGGAUAGUAGAUUCAGACAUUUUAAAGAAUCUGAAGAACCAGAAAGAAGCGAAAAUUGGAUUUGGAGUGGGUAAGAGCAUUAGAGAAUCACUGCUGCAGGCCCUUUAUGACUGCCCUUUCAUUGGCACUGGUAUAGAGGAUUCUAGUGGGACAGUCUUCUGUGUCAUCAUAAGCUCAGAUAUCAUCGAAGAUGAAGGUUUGCGUGCUGCUUUGCACAUUUUCCGCCAGACAGUGGAAUUCACGGGGAAAGUUGUUGUAGCUUCUUCCCGUGAACCAAAUCUGGAGCAAAACAUGCUAGUUUCAGCAAUUAUUGUCGCAGGCAGUAGACCUCACAACCAGACUCCUCCAAAGAAAAACAUCUUCUCGGCAAUGGUUGAGCAUUUCCCUUCCAUUUUUAAGUUCUUUAUGGGAAACCAGCAAUCGGAUGACAAUGAAAGCAAGACUGACAGUGCCAAUGCCUCUGGAUCAUUAGACUCAUUACAUGUCAGUGCGGUCGGAGAUGAGAUUCCCGUGAAUGGUAUGACCAAUGUAGUUGACAGGCAGGGUGAGGAGGACAAUGAGACAGUAUUUAGCGGACUUGAAGAAGGUGUUGAUUUAAGGGAUGGAAGUGGAGAGGAAGAUCUAUUUACUGGUUCUUCUGAUUUUAGUGAACAAAUUAAUGAAGGCACUAUGGCUUUCCAAAGGGAAUUGCUGCUGAAUGGGAACUUGGGGCUUGGACAUCAGAUAGCAGAGAAGUGGGCUAACCAAAGGGCUAGAGCUAAGCCACCUCUUGAUAACUUAAGUAUCUUUCCCCUUCCAGUUGGUGUGAGGCGUCAGGAAGAUUCAAGAGAUUUUCACGAUAACUCGUAUGGUGGAGAACUACCAGAGACCCAAGAAGAGAAUGGUGUCCAAGAACCACUUGAUAACUCUAGUAUCUCUUCUUUGGGUGCCUUGACUGAUGCUGGUUUUCUAGCUGUGAAGGACUUCUACAGCAAUGCGUCUACCUUGUUGAAGGGUAGAAACGAUGAACUAUCGAAAAAGCAAGGAGGUCUUGCUGUUCGUGCUGCUUCUAUGCUGGAAUCUGAGCGCGAUUCACCGAAAAAGUGGAGUCCUGUAACAGAAAUGCAUUACAGAGGUGGAGUUUAUAAGGGGAAAUGCCAAGGGGGACUUCCUGAAGGAAAGGGCCGUCUUCUCCUUGAUGAUGGGAGCAUAUAUGAUGGCAUGUGGCGCUAUGGUAAAAGAUCAGGACUGGGGGCUUUCUACUUCAGUAAUGGAGAUGUAUUUCAGGGCUCAUGGAGGGACGAUGUUAUGCAUGGCAAGGGUUGGUUUUAUUUCCACACUGGGGAUCGUUGGUUUGCAAACUUCUGGAAGGGAAAAGCCAAUGGCGAAAGCCGCUUCUAUUCAAAGUUCGGCGAUGUCUUUUUUGGCCAGUUUGUAGAUGGUUGGCGCCAUGGUGACUUCCUUUGUAUAAAUGUUGAUGGAACAAGGUGCGUCGAGGUUUGGAAUAAGGGUGUGCUUGUAAGCCGGAAGCCACUGGAUUCUGACAACAAUGGUCAAUAGAUAUGUAACUCUCUUAACUUUCUUGUUGUAACUUUGUAUUCAUACAAAACAAUUCCAUGCUUGCUCUCUCUCUCUCUCUCUCUCUCUCGUGCUGUAUAUAAAACUAUAUAUUUAUUUGUUUAAUUGCUGAGUCUCUCCUUGAAAUUCUGUUGGGAGAGGAGCAUAGGUUGUCAAUUAGGAAAGGAGCCGAAUGUAGGGGAAUUUUGGGAUAGUUUUAGACUAGUUCAUCGCAGUUCCUCCCAAGAAUGUUGUUUUUACUGUUCAUUCUUCGAGUCGAAGUCCGGAGCUGGGGUAAACCACAUCCAGUUUCUGGCUGCUUUUGAUAUGGGCGGCCAGCUGAGUGCCGGAUUCUCGAUGCAGCAUGAAUUAGGACGCCGAGCCAACAAUCCCAUCGAAGCCAGGAACGAUACACCGAUCGAUAUUGGUGCAUGUGAUCAGCUCAAUGAAGUAGUUCAUAAGCAUCCAGCAAUUGUUGGGGCAGAAGUUCCCAGACGAGGUAAUUCCUACUCCUAGUGGCGAGUUUGAUUGUGAGCUGGCUCAUGGGAUUGCCAGGAAGGACUGACGGCGGUGGUGAAUUAUUGUGGGGUGAGGUAAUUU